Botrytis byssoidea is the source of this 3885-nucleotide messenger RNA. RefSeq lists its product as uncharacterized. The coding region runs from base 1 to 3885 and encodes 1294 amino acids. NCBI's taxonomy places the organism in Eukaryota, Fungi, Ascomycota, Leotiomycetes, Helotiales, Sclerotiniaceae. The transcript has 5 exons. Gene Ontology annotation, cellular component: HDA1 complex. The record is from RefSeq and is a predicted model, not a curated record.
AUGGAUCUAUCAAAUACUGAUCGUGCAGGUGAAUCCGAAACUCCAAAGAUAUCACAACAAAGACGCUUAAAGCGUAAGAACCUCGCAGAAUCUCCGGUACGAUCAUCGAAGCCUUCUCAAAAACGGCCAAAGAGGAAAAAGGUUACCCCCCCCUUAUAUGAAAUAAAUGGCAUAUUAGAUGACCGAAAAUCUGGCAAAAUUACGAAAUUUCUGAUAGAUUGGAAAGACAAUCCCGAAACAGGGGAAUCCUACGAACCGACCUGGGAACCCUAUGCCAAUGUCACCGAAGCUGCAAUUUAUGAAUGGGAAAAUCGUUUAGCUAUACAAAAUCACAAUUCUCAAUCACAAGAUAGCGAACCUAUACGGCCGGCGAAACGAAGAAGAACGAGCAAUACUGAAGCUUCUGUCUUAUCCAAGAAAAGACGGGGACAUAAUUCCAAUAGAGCCGUUGGAGAGAGAGUCGGAACGAAGAACAAGAUCCAGGAGAUCAAGGAUAGUUACGAGGACCAAGAUUCGGGCCCUGGAAAUGGUCUUUCAAUUGUGAUAACUCUCAAUAAAGAUAUAAAUCCAAACGAAUAUACUGUCAUCAGAAGAUCAGCUCCGGCGUUUAUUUGGGACGAGGAUAUUGAAGCAGAUUCUCAAUAUUUAUCUAGUUCUACUCCAUACCAUCCGUCCAUUCCGAGGAGCGCAAGUGACAGUGAAGACUUUCAAUCAUCGGUACGACCCGAGACUUCGGACCGAACCCGGAGAGGUAUUAGCCGUAGUAUUCUUGGAAUCACACAACAUAACGUUAAGGAGCAACAAAAAGGUUCUAGUAAUAAAGUAAAUCAAAACGAGUCGUCUUUGAAAUCUUCAAUUCCGGACAGUUUUCUAAUUGAUAAUUCAUCCUCAUCAAUUGAUCAGAAUUCUGCCCCACUGGUAUCCUUGACACCACAUCAGCAUCUAAGACCGCAACCCCCCUUAGAACCUGCAGCCAGUGAGGAACCAUCUCAACAACCCCCCGUCACGGAUCUCUCUCCAGCGUUACAUUCUUCGAUCUCUAACUCUCAAAAUAAUUCUGAUCAAUCAUUAGAAGAGGAAGAGAAAGGAGAAGAAGAGCGGGAGACAGAUCAAUCUGAGACUCAGAAGCAAUUACAAUUACAAUCACAAUUGUCAUUGGAGAUACCUGAUUCGUAUCUUGUGAGCGAUACACCUACCAAAAGUUCUCAAACCCAAGGUGUGGAAGCGCACAUUAGUAGUCAAGACCGUGCUUCUUCUCUGCCUACUGGUCAAUCUCAACCCGAAAUUGUGCUUUCCGAAUCUCAACGUUCUCAAUCACUUCCCUCAGCCACAAACAAUAACUCAAGCUCAGAAGAAACUUGGCAAGCUGCGCAAAUCGUCACCCAAGUUCCUAGAACUUUAUCGCAAGACCCUUUUGGUGGAAAUUCCCUGUCACAAGGCUCUAGAGACCACGUGCAGGUUGACAAUUCGCAAGUCUCGAAUCUUGCACCCACAAUUCCGGAGCUUGACCAUCACGAUCUUUCAAAGUCGAACUCUGUAUCAGAGGAUCAGGGCGAUAAUAUUAACCGCGUUGCCCACACUGAACAUCCUGAAACGCAGCCCUCCGGCUCCGGGGCUUCCGUAGGAGCGCCAGUAAUAGAGAGUAUCGAGUUCGAAGCAGGUCUCCACAACGCCCAAUUACAGUCUCAAGAACCUCUAUUCUCUCAAGAUCCGGCAGACUUAGUCUGGCCUAGUAGUGGUGACUUACCGGCAAUAGCGUUGUCUCCCACUAAGAUGUCAGCUGCGUCUCAUCUUGCCGUUGGCGAGAGGAGAGCGAGGUCAACAAAGUCCAGAUCUCCAUCGACCUUGCCUCCACGAGUAGCAACUGCACCGCCAACGUCCUCAGCCAAUCUUCCAUUGCCCAUGCGGGAUAAUAUUGCUGAUGUAUCGAAGCCGCGCAAUAGGGCAACUUCCAUGCCAAGAGCUUCCAUUGAAUCUCCAAGUACGAGCCCCAACGUUUUGACUGUGCGCAAACUGGGACGAAAUGAAUUCAUUAUUCCGCUGCCAAUGAUGAAUCAAGUUCGUGAAGUAUACGAUACUACCAUCAGAGACAGAAAAAACGAUAUUCUAUCUUUCUUGGGGGGUCCGCCAACAGCAGCAGAUUCAGAAAGCAUGGAUUUGAUGAUCGAGGAGUUGAAAUUGAUAUGUGAUCAUCAAGAUCUGAUAGUGGAUGAGUCUUCGACUCAGAGCCUAGAUGACAGUACCCAAGCUAGAUACGCUGUAACUAUCAGCACCAAGUUCUUGUUUGUUCAACAGUUUCUGGACUCGCUUCGAUCAACUAAGGUUCAUGUGGUCAUAUUAGCACGAGAGAUGAUUCUACCUAUUCUUGAAGCGCUUUUCAGAUAUAGGGAAUACAAUUACAGUCGCCCCGAUAUAUCUGGGGCACCAGAAAAGUCUAUAAAGGAUUCGAUGCAGAUCACACUACUUCCUACGUGGAUCGAUGUUCGUGAUUGCCUUGUCGCUCCUGCUUCCGUGGUUUUGGCAUUCGAUUCGUCGUUCCCGACCUUCGAAGUAAGAGAUGAAUAUCACCAGAUUCUGCCUCUCGACCCCAAAAAUCCAGAAAAGCGUGUACCUUUACUAUGGCUUGUCACCACAAACUCGGUUGAACACAUCGAACUAUGCAUUCCCACUAGAGGAUCAUCAAGACGUAAAAAUAAGUUAGUCCAAUACAUCACCCAAACUCGAAAGGUUGUCGGUCGUUUAGAUACGACUGUCUAUCCUGAGCCACAACAGGCUGCCAGAGCAGCUGCGGAGUACAUUCUUGAGGAUCCGAUGGAAGUUUCCUGGCCCAUAGUGCCCAUGCCAGAUAUCGACAUUCCCUUGCCUGGUUAUGGAGCUUUCAACUGUCGGUCGGAUUCAUUGACACAAUCUUUGUUUUCGCCAACUGAACCAAGAAUACAAUCCGGCUUCAAGCGACCCUCUGAUUUCGAUGCUGUAGACGAGGAUACUGCAUCCAAGCGCCAGCGACUUACACCCACAAGACAAGGUAGAGAGCUUGAUUUGAAUACUACCAACGGGAACUUGGUGGAACUCAACAAAGAAUUGAAAAUAUUGCGUAGUCGAUGCGAAGAUUACGAAGGAAGUAUCAAACGAAUUCAACCAAAAUUCCAGCGAGCCCUUGACGAGAGAGCCCGAUUCGAGCACGAAAACGCCCAAGCCGUGAAACGUCUAUCCGAGUACGAGAGGAAACUGGAAAUAGAAGGUAGUGCAGCCGCAAAACUUCGUGAAGAGAACGCAUCAUUGAGAAUUGAGCUUUCCGUUGCUCAAACCUCUCUUGCCACCUCUACUGUUCCCUCUGUAGCUGAACUUCAGAAAACGAAAGACGAACUUCGUGAUGCACGGGCUGAAAUCGAACGUCUCAAGAAAAAUCACGCAAGUGCAGAAAAACGAGCUGAUUAUGCAGCGUCUCUCUAUCAAGAGCACUCUCAACAGACCCACGAAAUGCGCAACCAGCUUGAAGUCCUCCAAUCCGAACGCAAGGGCCUACAAAGCGAGGCCUCUGCCGCUCGUGUCGAGAUCCAAAAAGUCAAUCACGACGGAAUCAUACAGCAACAACUUGAUUCCAUCAAUGAGCUCAAGAGAGAACUUGCCGAACGAGAACGAAUGCUAGAAAGCGUUAGUAGGCAAUUGGAAUCAUACCAAAACGGACGAAGAACAACGCGUGGUACAAGUGUUCCAAGAAGUCCAAGAAUGAAUAACAUGAGCCCGAGGCCGAGAGUGAUGGGCAGCAUGGCACCAGGGAGCAAUACAGCGAGCAGGGGAAAUAGCCCAGCGCCAGGUGUCUUUGCUGGUGAUCUAUUUCAGGGCGGCGAUGCAGGAAGAAGAUUUGGCGCGCAUUUGCAGUAA